This is a messenger RNA of Macrosiphum euphorbiae (potato aphid), 1206 nucleotides long. Lineage: Eukaryota; Metazoa; Arthropoda; Insecta; Hemiptera; Aphididae. The record is from the annotation of a GenBank genome assembly.
AUGGAGUUAAACACAACAUACAGUGUAAAUAUAAUUAGCCAAAUUGACAAAGAACGUGGAUUAUUUGUCGUUGUUGAACGAUUUAAUAGUGGUUCAACAGGAUACUUUCAUCACUAUUAUGAACAACUUUCACUUUUUAAUGAUUGUACCGAGUGGUUUGAACGAUUUGAUUAUCCUAUUAUUGAAACUGGAAAGGUUGUAAUUGUUCAAGAUGACAAAGACCCCAGGGUUUGGAAGCGUGGUAUCAUAUCAAAUUGUCCUAAUUCUAAUAAUUUGCGUCCUGAAGUUUAUUUAAUUGACUCUCAGAGAUUUACUGACAAAGACACCAUGUUUGAAUUGAGAACAUGUCCGCCCAAAUUAUUGCAGCUUAUACUGCCAACUUACACUAUUGAUAUAAAUCUUUGUUUGGAUGAUGAUGAUUUAAAAACUGCAAUUACUAUCUUGAUAAAGAAAAAUCAGUAUGGUGAAUUAAGUUUCAGUUUUACUCCUCAAACUGUUGAAGAUAAUGUUUACUCAGGCGAAUUAAAAUUAUACUUUAAUGAAUUUUAUUUACCAUUAAAAAAGUUAUUAAAAAAUGUACGCACAAAAAAAAUGUUUGAAGACAUACCACUAUACAAAAAACAUCAAUAUUCAAAUUUCAAUCCAAUGGAAAUGAACUAUUUAAAAAAUAUUUUUAUACCAAGGGAGCCAAGUAAAAUGGUAUUUUUAGAUAGUAGUCUAGUUUCAAGUUCCUGUGACUUAAGUUUUAUCGAUGAUUCAAAUACAAAUUCGUCAUAUAAUUCUGCCAAUGAAUUUUCCUCCACCUCUAACUACUCUGAAAAUAUUUGCUUUAGCAAUGACUCAGAAAUAAAAAUUACAAAAUCACAAAAUAAUUGUAUUACUCCAAUAGUAAAACAAAAAGUUUACUCUUCUAAUAACUCUUUAAUGAAUAAGAGCAACUCUUCUUUGCAAUCAGCGAGUUCUGAUAAUAAUAAUUUCACCAUGGCAGAAAUAAAACAGUGUAACGAUUUUGUUGUAACAAGAAUGUCCAAAUUCAAGAAAAACACGGGUCGUCAACAAGAUAAUAAAUCAACUUUAACCCUUAAGGUAUUAGAAACACCUAAAACACAUUUAAAUUCAAUAAGUAAUAUAAAACCUAUGAAUAUUAAAAUGAACGAUUCGCUGAUAUGGUGGUCUGAUGAUGAUGAUGAUGACGACAAAAGCUAA